GCUAUGCUGCGUCACUUCCGGCGUGUGCGUCCGGCGUCCGUCCGCCGCGGGAUGGCCGCUCUGAGGAGUUGGAUGUCCCGGAGCGUAGCUUCCCUGUUCAGGUAUGGGCAGCGUGUGCCUGUUUCAGCUAACCCUAAGAAACACUGUUUCUCAGAGUUGAUAAGACCAUGGCACAAAACUAUGUUGGCUGGAUUCGGUGUGACACUGUGUGCAGUUCCUAUUGCUCAGAAAUCGGAGCCCCACUCUCUUAGUAACGAAGCGUUAAUGAGGAGAGCUGUGUCUUUGGUAACAGACAGCACUUCCACCUUUCUGUCACAAACCACGUAUGCGCUGAUUGAAGCAAUCACCGAGUAUACUAAGGCUGUUUAUACGUUAGUGUCUCUGUAUCGACAAUAUACAAGUUUACUUGGGAAAAUGAAUUCACAGGAGGAAGAUGAAGUGUGGCAGGUGAUUAUAGGAGCCAGAGUUGAGAUGACUUCAAAACAGCAGGAAUACUUGAAGCUGGAAACCACUUGGAUGACAGCAGUUGGCCUUUCAGAGAUGGCUGCGGAGGCUGCCUAUCAAACUGGAGCAGAUCAGGCCUCUAUAACUGCCAGAAAUCACAUCCAACUGGUGAAGUCACAGGUGCAGGAGGUACGACAGCUCUCCCAGAAGGCAGAAACCAAGCUGGCCGAAGCACAGACUCAAGAACUACACCAGAAAAUCCAGGAAGCCGGUGAUGAGAGGGCUGACCAGGAAGAGGAGGCCUACUUGCGUGAAGAUUGAGGGCUUGAGCUCAGUGCCCUGUCCACCCACCCAGUGGGGAAAGCGGUGGAUGGCAUUCACCUAGUGUCACCCCAACUCCACAGAGGCAACAGGUUCUGCCUUUGCCCAUCAGACCGGAAGCCUUUUGUGAGCUGUGCCUGGCCCCUUCUCUCUGGUCUCACUCAGCCUUUAUGGUCCUGAUUCUUAGCCCUCGGGCAUGGUUCGAUACUCCCUCAGCACAGCUCCUCUUUUGCUGAUCUUUUUAUCUCACACCAACCUGGGCCAGAGGAGGAAGGGUCUUUCCUGCCACACCUUUCAGUUCAUAGCUGUUUUAGCUAUAGUUUUUAAUAUUACUCAGAUUUUCAAGUAUGAUUUAGCAUUUGCUCCUCCACAGGGCAGGAAGGAGCCUGUCUGGUUUGUUAAGAUUUCUGUUAUAAUGUGACCACAGCUCAACUAAGGAGCCACUCAGAGCAUGAACAGUGUUCACCUGGUGCUCCCCACGGGACCUUCUCUAACACAUGCUUCUUGGUUGUUCCUUCUUUCCUUUGAGUUUCUCUGCUGUGUCCAAAGGAACAGAAGUUUGAUGUUUGCAAUAAUAAUAAAAAAAAAGCUUUGGGGCUGUCA
Molecule: messenger RNA, 1368 nt
Organism: Psammomys obesus (fat sand rat)
Lineage: Eukaryota; Metazoa; Chordata; Mammalia; Rodentia; Muridae
Gene: Diablo
Product: diablo IAP-binding mitochondrial protein
Exons: 6
Coding region: 4-765 (253 amino acids)
Biological process (GO): neuron apoptotic process; intrinsic apoptotic signaling pathway in response to oxidative stress
Cellular component (GO): mitochondrion
Source: RefSeq, a predicted model, not a curated record